Pseudozyma hubeiensis SY62 is the source of this 1710-nucleotide messenger RNA. RefSeq names its product likely mitochondrial ribosomal protein MRPL3. Lineage: Eukaryota; Fungi; Basidiomycota; Ustilaginomycetes; Ustilaginales; Ustilaginaceae. Gene Ontology annotation, molecular function: double-stranded RNA binding; ribonuclease III activity. Bases 1 to 1710 code for a protein of 569 amino acids. Gene Ontology annotation, biological process: rRNA processing; primary miRNA processing; regulation of gene expression. The record is from RefSeq and is a predicted model, not a curated record. The transcript has a single exon. Gene Ontology annotation, cellular component: nucleus.
AUGCAAAGUGUUGAGAAGCGGCCUGAGCAUUCUCAGUGUUCAAGGUGGAGUUGCGCUUUGAUUCUCGUGCGGAUGAGAUUUGGAGAAACGAGGCAGCAUCACGUGAAGCGACCCAAAAGCCUCAGAAUCGGAAGAUCCGCCUCUCGAGAGGGAGCAUUUUUUUCUUCUUUUCGCCUGUUGGUCAGCCAUCGUGUGAGAAGGCCGCCAUUUGCUACUGCGCUUUUUUUAGAGCGAUUCCGAAGAAGAAUUGCCAAUUUUGACAGACACUCGGACGACCCGUUGCUCGAGUUCGGAUGGUCCGUCAUCACCAUCACUCUUUCUAAUCACCCUUUGCGUCGAGCAGCAACGCGAUCAGCAGCCAUGUCUGCCAAUAGGAACCUCACGCGCGCAUUGCGUCCGCUCUCGCACGCCAACGCUUCCACAUCCACACAGGCGCUAUGCCACUCGACUCGAUGCCGACAGCUUCCAUCGCAUAGCCGUUCCGCUUCCACCGCCGUCGCUUCUUCCUCCAGCAGCAGUACCGCCGAUAUUGCGGCGUCAGCAUCAUCCUCGAGUUACGUUCACGAUCCCACGCCCAACGUCCACCUUCCUCGCUUGGCACGCACCGAACCCGAACUGUACGCCGCUGUACGACCACCACCUCUCUCGGCCUUCGCUGCGUUGACCGCACGUCUCGGUCUGCUCCCCUCCUCGCUCGAUGCAGAAUCGCGCGAUCGUCGCAUACGAUUGGUGCACCAGGCAUGCACGCAUCCAUCCUUCCAGUCGCUCGUGGACCAGGUCAACGCAUCUGCCAAUCUGCAGCUCGAUCCUGCAGCGGCUGUUUCCGGGUUGGCCAAGAAGCAGGGUGCGACCGCUUUGGAUGCCGCACAGUUCCUGACAACGCCGAAGGAGGCACAGGGUGUGGAGCACCACGCGGCGCUGGCGACGGUGGGUAAUUCGCUGUUGGGCAUGCUCGCGACCGAACACCUUCACCUGCGAUACCCCAACCUGCCUACACGCGUUCUCAAAGCUGCCGUUUCUGCGUAUGUCGGCCCCUCCACGCUCAGCGACGUCGCCUCCGAACUCGGUCUCGCAGCGCAAAACAUCUUGCGGUGGAACAAGCAGUCUCGCGUACCCACCAACGGUCUCACCCAAAAGCGCGGCGGUCGCGGAGCCACGCCGCGCAGCAGCACCUCGUCCAACACCAUGCGUACGCUCCUCUCGCGCGACGUCUCCGCCGACGCCAUGCGAGCCAUCAUCGCAGUCAUCUUCCAAGAACAGGGUCUCUCCUCCGCCCGAUCCUUCGUCACGUCGCACUUCCUAUCGCGCGGCCUCAACCUCGCCUCGCUGCUCAAAUUCAUCGACCCCAAACACGCGCUCUCCUCCACCUGCGCCAAGUACGGCAAGCAACCACCGCAGUCGAGGAUGAUCGCCGAGAGCGGAAGGUUGAGCAUCAGCCCCGUGUUCGUAGUGGGUGUGUGGAGCGGAGAGACCAAGUUGGGCGAGGGCAGUGGGAGCAGCAUCAGGAUGGCGGAGUUCAGGGCGGCAGAGGAUGCGUUGAGGAGGUUGUAUUUGGCAGAGACGCCGCUGGGAGAGUUUGAUCUGCCGAGCUGUACGUUGGAUGGCGAGUUUGAGGGGAAGGUGGGUGGUAAGGUGGAGGCGAGGCAGUUUAGGCCGCAGCCGAUCGGCGAGUCGGAGGUGCUGGCUGCAGCGGGUAAGAGCAGGUCGUAG